Molecule: messenger RNA, 1941 nt
Organism: Kockovaella imperatae
Lineage: Eukaryota; Fungi; Basidiomycota; Tremellomycetes; Tremellales; Cuniculitremaceae
Product: thimet oligopeptidase
Exons: 1
Coding region: 1-1941 (646 amino acids)
Biological process (GO): proteolysis; peptide metabolic process
Molecular function (GO): metalloendopeptidase activity
Source: RefSeq, a predicted model, not a curated record
AUGCCGCCCCGUUACGAUUUUGAGAUCUUUAGCGACGCGUCAGAUUACAGGAAGAGGUGGACCUCAGCAGCAGACGAGGCACGAUCAAUCCUGGGACACAUUGAAUCCUCUCCUGAUUCGUUUCAGAAGGAUCCCGAAGCCAUUCUCGAAAGUCUAAACGCCUUUUGGGUCCUUGUUCUGGCAGGUGUUGGGGAUGCUACAUUGUUCGGGUCCGUACAUCCAGACGAGGACGUACGAGAAGAGGCUCAAAAGUCUGAAACAGAGUUCAAAAAGCUCAUCACCGAGCUGGGUAUGAGCAAGUCAGCAUAUGAAGCGGUAAAUGCCAGUCAGACCAGUGGUCGGAUCCAGGAUGACAUUACGCACUUUUGGAUGGACAAGAUGCUCAAAGAGUACCGUAGAGAGGGAGUGGAUAAGGAUGACGCGACCAAGGAAACGAUCAAGCGGAUCAAGGAGGAGAUUGACAGUCUCAAAACUCAAUUUGACAAAAACCUCGCUCAGGAUAGUCGAGAGAUAUUCGUCGAUCCGGAGCAACUUGACGGAUUACCAGAAGACUUUAUCAAACGGCACCCCGUCGGAACAGAUGGGAAAGUCAAGAUCACCACCAACAGACCAGAUCUGAUACCGUUCCUCAAUUACAGUCGUGAUUCCAAAGCUAGGGAAGCGCUGUACCGAGCGAAUGCCAACAGAGGAUAUCCACAAAAUGGCCAAGUGAUGCUGGACCUAUUCACCAAGCGACAAGAACUCGCUUCGCUACUCGGUUUUGCGAAUCACGCAGAUCAUCGACUGGAGCCUGAAAUGGUAGAGAACGGGACCAAUGCGCAAGACUUUAUCGACAGGAUAGAUAGUCUAUCGAGGGAACGAUUGAAUCGCGAUCUCGAAGAAUUGGCAGAAGUCGGAGGUUACGCUGAACCGAAAGCAGUACCCGCUUGGGAUGCUCAGUAUCUCGCAAUCAAAGUUCAGAACACGAAAUACGGAUUCGAUGCCUCUUCCGCUCGCCAGUACUUCCCUUUUGGCAGAGUCCGAGACGGAGUUUUGGCAAGUAUGGAGAAGCUCUUCAACGUCAAGUUCGAAAAACGCACAGACGUUCCAGUAUGGCAUGAAGAUGUCGUAGCGUACGAGCUCUUAGCCCAAGGGCGAGUGCUUGGUCGCUUUUACCUCGACCUCCACCCUAGAGACAACAAGUACAAACACGCAGGCAUGUUCACCAUUCGAUGUGGAUCUCGAGACAUCUUGCCGGAAGCUAGUUUGGUCUGCAAUUUCGUCCAAGGGGAAGACGCCCUGAUGGAGCACGUCAAUGUCAAGACCUUCUUCCACGAAUUUGGUCACUUGUUGCACCAUAUAUUUGCCUCUGGUCAGAGAUGGACAAAAAUAGCUGGGAUAUCCUGUGAUUGGGACUUUAUCGAGGCACCGAGUCAAAUGCUGGAGGAGUGGGCUUAUGAUCCUGAGACCCUGAAGUCAUUCGCUGUCUCCGCUCAGGGACAAACGAUCCCCGACGAGGUGAUCCGAGGGCUUGGACAAAGUCGUCGGGCUGGACGCGCUUCAACGAUCGCCAAGUCAAUUUCGUUGGCAGCGUUAGCACUGCGUCUCCAUCAGUUGGACAAGUACCCUCUGGAUUCGAUUGACGACAUUGAUAAGUCGACGCAGAUCUGUGUCGAUCGCUAUGGUCCACACAAAUAUGUCCCAGAUACACAUCAGGCUUUCCAAUUCACACAUCUUUCCGCCUACUCCGCAGCGUAUUAUUGCUACAGGUGGUCUCAAGUGAUCUCACUCGAUCUGUUCACACAAUUUGCCGAAAAGGGACUUUAUGAUCCAUCGACAGCACAGAGAUAUCGCAAAACGGUCCUCUCAGCUGGAGGCCAGGAUAGGGCCAAGAACUUUGUGGCCGAGUUCUUGGGUCGACCCCAUAGCUUUGACGCAUUGCUGGCGUAUUUGAAUGACUAA